AUGGCGUUUGGCCAUCUCGCUGGUAAAAGACCGCCUGGCCGGAAGAGUCGCACCCGUGAAGGCCUGCAUCUUCGGCCUCUGAAUGUUGAAAAGGGCGAUAAAAGAUUCUCAUUAGCAGAUGAUUCAUUUCCUCCCCAAACUGCAACAUGGCGCAACAACCUUAUCGCACUUUCCCAGCGCCGCAAUCUUCUCUUUGUCGCUUAUAGCCAUCAAAUCUAUGUCUGGGAACCCGCGGGGUCAUUCCAGAUGCUGGGCUCUGUCCCAUUAAUGAUCAUCACACCGGUCAUGAAGGAGUCUAGUGCCCGUGGAUUCAUCUCUCCAAACACCCCACAUGCGAUCAACAAUAUCCUUGUGGAUGAUCUUGGUCGCGAGGAAGUCCUCUUGCUCGUUACUGAUUCAGGGAACGUCUGUGGCUACCGUACUGAAGCGAUUUUCUCAGCUCUGAAGCGUGCCGCAGAUGACGAAGAGAGUCGGCCUUUAGACGGCUCUCAAGUGGACCCUUUCUUUGUCGAAUAUGUCGAAGCCAGUGCGUGGGGGUUGGCUAUCCACAAGUUCGCUCGGUUGAUCGCAGUGAGUGCAAAUACUGGUUUAAUUACCGUUUUCGCAUUCGCCCUUGUGAACCCUGCUUCUGGAGGGAGCAGUGACUCGAGUCAGCGACUAGAAGAAGAGGACGACUUGAGCGACUAUGGUCAAACCUGGCUUCACAUCACGACCCCCGAGCAGUUUGUGCAGUUGCGACACAUGAUGCCCGAGAAACACCGAACGCGCAACAUAAAACUGACAUACACGGGGCAUUUCGCCAAUAUACCAUCCGUCUCUUUUCUUAAUUGCGACCUCGACCCUAAUGGUAACUGGAUGGUUAGUACCGAUAUCGAUAAUAAACUUCUUGUUUGGAAAAUUUGGGACGGCCUUGGUGCGUUCAAUAUGUACCACUUCAACGAUAUUGGCUUCAGGUCAUUUCACGACACUCUGCGCAACGACGAACGUGGUUGGUCUGUCAUCGCUCUCGACCCGCGCUCCUUUCAUCUUCUCAAGUCCACCGAAGAGGCAUGUGGCGGUAGGCCUCAACGUCGAGUCAAGGAUGGCCAACCGGUGUUUGAUCUCACGAAGUUAAGUGGCCGAGUGCCGAAUGCUUCGCAGCUUUACAACUACUUUCCUCCUGCUGUCAAGGCCGAGCCCGAACGACCGGUACUACCCGAUAUAUUCGGAGUUGAUUGUCGCAUCAGUAAGGGAGGUGACACUCGUCAGGGCAUGGACCGUGUGGCGUCUUCGGAAUCUAGUGAUACCCGGGAGACCAACCACUUCCAUGCAAUCGCUGGGUAUCUUCGCCCCUCGGACUCUGCUGACGCCUUUAGUCAUCGUGCCGUUGAUGGUUCUGUUUACGACGAUAACAUGAGCCAUGGCAGCUCUUCCGAGCUCAAUCUGGAUGUGGAUUCCCAGCAAACAUCUGGCCUGGAGACAGCGCAGCAAAUCAGUGAUCCGGACCAACACACCAGCAAUGGUCCUCCCCGGACUCGUCGGCCCCCUCAAACAACGCCGGAGUUCCUCCAGGUUGCCCUGCUUGAAGCCCUUGGAGGGGGUGACAUGCAUGGUGCCGAAGAGUACUUUGAUGGGUACUCGGUGCUGGAUGACGAUAGCUAUACCGAGGACCAAGAAAUGGACGAUAUAGAUAUCAACACUUCCUCGGAGGAUGGAGAGUCGUCGACAACCGGGGCAGUCGCAUAUCAGGUCUUUGAUCGUAUGUCACGUAAUGCCUUCCCUGAAGAUGCUGGCUUGCAUGGGCGGAUGGAGGCGCUAAUUGGUCUUCCACCGACGCCAGCUCCAGUUAACUCGAGGUUCCCUAUCCUUCACUUUUCGCAAACCGACAUCCGGCUCGUUGCUCAUCCGUUUGCUCCUCACGCAAGCGUUGUCUGCGGCGCACCGCUCCGACAACCCUUUACCCACCCCAUCGUCUCAAUCCGAGCCUGCGAUCGGUUUAACAUGGUCAAAUAUGUCCCCGAACAUGGCAUCGUUGUAGCCGCCUCGCAAAAAGGCCGCGCCGCGAUUAUCGCCUUAACCGAAUCGGAGGCUGCUGGCCUCUCGUUCCGCGUCGACUGGAUCGUGCCUUUCGAGAGCCAGGAAAAGUACGGCGACCGUCCCCUUAUCCCCCUUCUUGGCAUGUCCGUGAGCCCCAUCCAGGGGUUCGAAAUGCCGCCUGACGUGCCCUAUAUCCCUCGCGAUGUUGAUGAGAACGAUCUCACCUUCCGUUACCAACACAUCUUCGACGACGAAACCGACAAUGCCUCCGUAGCCGGACGAUCAUCAAAUCACUCUUUCGGCGACUUGAACAUUCCCUCUGAUCUUUCCGGCAUCAGCGAUGAAUCUGUACACGAACACAUGCACCGAAACCCCCCUACCUUGCCCGAGUGUCAUGCUCGCGCAACCCGAGCCUACCAGCCCGAGGAGCGCUGGCGUGGAUGGAAUCCCUCCCGACGCUAUCGUCUGCUCCUCAUGUACGCGGACCAUACGGUCAUGAGCUACGAAUUCUGGUACAAUUGGAACACCGCGGGCCCGGAAGCCGACAUGAGCGACGAGGAUGAAUUUCUCGUGGUCUAA
This is a messenger RNA of Aspergillus steynii IBT 23096, 2595 nucleotides long. RefSeq lists its product as uncharacterized. Bases 1 to 2595 code for a protein of 864 amino acids. Gene Ontology annotation, molecular function: protein binding. The record is from RefSeq and is a predicted model, not a curated record. NCBI's taxonomy places the organism in Eukaryota, Fungi, Ascomycota, Eurotiomycetes, Eurotiales, Aspergillaceae. The transcript has 5 exons.